UAUACAAGCACAGACCUUCCCUCCCACCACCCCCCUCGUGCGCCCCAUGCACGGGGACACCAAUGUGUGACAGUGGCGGAUGGCCUUGGCCACGCAGGACGCAGCCGCUGCGCUUCGCCUUCGCGAGACAGGUUCCACACGCGCCCCCUUUUUUUUUUUUUUAGACUAGACUAGCCUCGCGUCUUUUUUACUCCCUCUCUCUCUGUCUCUCUCUCUCUCUCUGUGUCUCUCUCCCUGCCACUAAUCUCAUACACUCCUCUCUUGGUCGCCUCGAGCCCACCCGUGGGAGAAAAAGAAAGAAGGAGUGAAGGAAGACGCGCGCUGCCGGGAGGGAGACGUGUCUCAGCGGAGAGCGGUAAGCAGAUAUAGUUUUUCUUCUGAUCUCUGGUCGAUGGAUUUAUCACUGACAAUACGACAAUAUUUUAGCUAGAAAAUCGAGUGAAGCAUGGGUGACUGGAGCUUUCUAGGGCGGCUGCUGGAGAAUGCUCAAGAACACUCCACUGUAAUUGGAAAGGUUUGGCUGACCGUCCUCUUUAUCUUCCGUAUCUUGGUGCUGGGCGCAGCAGCUGAAGAGGUUUGGGGUGAUGAGCAAUCUGACUUUACUUGUAACACGCAGCAGCCCGGUUGCGAGAACGUCUGCUACGACGAGGCCUUUCCCAUCUCCCACAUCCGCUUCUGGGUGCUACAGAUCAUCUUUGUCUCCACACCCACUCUCAUCUACCUGGGCCAUGUGCUGCACAUUGUCCGCAUGGAGGAGAAGAGGAGGGAAAGGGAGGAGGAGCUCAGGAAGGCCGGACGGCACCAGGAGGACCACGAUCCUCUCUAUCACAACGGAGUCGGUGAUGGAGGAAGAGGAGGAGGUGGGAAGAAGGAGAAGCCACCAAUUCGUGAUGAGCAUGGGAAGAUCCGGAUCCGCGGGGCGUUGUUGAGGACCUACAUCUUCAACAUCAUCUUCAAGACUCUGUUUGAGGUGGGCUUCAUUCUGGGACAGUACUUCCUCUAUGGCUUCCACCUGAGGCCGCUCUAUAAAUGUGGCCGCUGGCCCUGCCCCAAUACUGUGGACUGCUUCAUCUCCAGGCCCACUGAAAAGACGAUCUUUAUCAUCUUCAUGCUGGUGGUUGCCUGUGUCUCUCUGGUCCUCAACUUGCUGGAGAUCUACCACCUGGGCUGGAAGAAAGUCAAGCAGGGGGUCAGCAAUGAGUUUGUACGCGACAGUGAGUCGCUGCUGCCGGGUGGAGAAGAGCCUGGAGACGCAGAGACGAUUCCUGAGCAGACCUCUCCGUCAGUGCUCAGCUGUUUGCCGGCGUAUGCUAGCGUGAAUGUGUUGGGUGGAGCAGCAGAGGGAGGAGCCUACGGUCCAACCGAAGCCUCCCCUGCCUCUGUGCCCGCCACAUACAAGAUGGACGGCUCAGCGUUCCACGCAGACAACUUCCUUUUGGAGGCCAAACCCAGUUCUUUUUAUGGUGAGAAAGUACGUGUUGGGAGCCACGGGCAGCUGAUGGUGAUGGAGCAGAACUGGAGCAACAUGGCACUGGAGCUCCACAAUCUGGAAGGAAAAAACUCCUCCUCCUCCUCCUCCUCUUCUUCCUCCUACCCUCCUCCUCUUCCUUCUCCUCCAACCUCCGCCUCUUCCUCUCCUCAUGAGGAGACCAUCCCACCGCUUCCUCAAGGGGAGCAACACUCCACAUUUCCUACACUUCCUCGUCAUACCCCUCUCUCUACCCUUGCACCGGUGGAGGUGGCGGUGGAUGAGGAAAACACAUCACCUUGUAUGGUCCCACAUGACGACUUCACCGUGGUUACCCAGGCGGAGAUGCAUCAGCCUCCUACUGCUGCUGCGAGAGACAUCCGGAAGCCAAGUCGGGCCAGCAAGAGCAGCGGGGUCCGAGCUCGCCCUGAUGACCUGGCAGUGUAGCUAAAACACACACACACACACACACACACACACGCACACUCACACAUUUACACAACCAUGCAUCCAUGCUGUGUACACAGAAAAUCUACAUGGCCAAUUUUUUCACAUAUGCACAACAGUAUAAAACCACACACAAGCAUGCCCUCCAGCAAAAGACAUGCUUGCAUGGAAGAUGUGCAAAACACUACCACAUUCAGCUGGAGGUGGCUGCUCAUUUAAAUCUCAGAAUUAUGAACUAGAAGUAGAGAUAGGUAAGGAGUUUGGCCAGACAUGAGCUUCACAACUUGUAAGACAUCAGCUCAUAGGGGCUUUGCCUAGCAACACAUCUGGAGUCAUAUCGGAGUCAACUUCAGCUCCAUAGUUAGCGCCAUGAGAGUGGUGUCAAUCUUCUUACCCAACUCUCGGUGAAAUCGUGAAUUCCCAUAUUUUCUAAAAUGUAAUUAUUCCUUCAAACAGCACAAUCAGCAUACAAUCUCCAACAUGGCUGCCAAAGAGUAGAUUACAGUAUCUCAAUUUCUUUUUUUUUUAAUGAUUAGCUGCCGGGUACAAAGAGAGAAAUUAAGCGCCAACAUGGCUGCCACUUACUGUUCUGGCCGUACUCUCACAUUUCUUUGGAGAGGUUGGACAGGGGAGGUAGAAAGGCCCAUGAAAUGGGAAUCACAAACACAUACAUACACAUACUUACACAUACAUAUAGCCACCACAGACACAAAAACGGAAA
This is a messenger RNA of Etheostoma spectabile (orangethroat darter), 2636 nucleotides long. RefSeq names its product gap junction alpha-3 protein. The record is from RefSeq and is a predicted model, not a curated record. Gene Ontology annotation, molecular function: gap junction channel activity. NCBI's taxonomy places the organism in Eukaryota, Metazoa, Chordata, Actinopteri, Perciformes, Percidae. Bases 446 to 1915 code for a protein of 489 amino acids. Gene Ontology annotation, biological process: cell-cell signaling. The transcript has 5 exons. Gene Ontology annotation, cellular component: connexin complex.